Molecule: messenger RNA, 348 nt
Organism: Sipha flava (yellow sugarcane aphid)
Lineage: Eukaryota; Metazoa; Arthropoda; Insecta; Hemiptera; Aphididae
Exons: 3
Coding region: 1-348 (115 amino acids)
Molecular function (GO): sequence-specific DNA binding
Source: RefSeq, a predicted model, not a curated record
AUGAAGAUUUUUAAAAGCAUUGCAUACCGAAAAUGUGGUGUGAAAUACUGCAGAAAUAAAAGUUCGGUACAUUCGAAUGAACUGAGUUACUUUACAUUACCAAAGGACUCAGAAGGGCGUGCAAUGUGGAUUGAAAAUUGUAUUUCUGAACUUGCUAAUAAAAACAUUCAGGUUAAAGAUGUUCGUAUAUGUCGAGAACAUUUUGAAAACAAAAUGUUUUUGAAUGUUCUUACAAAAAAACGGUUAAUUGAUUAUGUUGUUCCUACACUCUGUAAUGAUGACAUAUUGGCUAAACGAGCGAAUUUUAAUGAGUCAGAUAAUACUUUGGAUUUAUUAGCUUACCUUUAG